AUGAAUAUAUAUAUAUAUGUAUUUCUUCUUGCUUUUCCUUUUAUUUUGCAGUAUAUAUUAGAGACUAGUGUCUAUCCACGUGAGGCAGAGCCUCUAAAGGAACUGAGGAGAGUCACUGAUGAUCACCCUCUGGGAUUUAUUGCUGCUUCGCCAGAUGCUGGCCAGUUUUUGGCGAUGUUGUUGAAGUUGGUCAAUGCCAAAACAACCAUAGAAAUUGGAGUUUUCACUGGAUACUCUCUUCUCCUCACAGCUCUUACUAUUCCAGAAGAUGGAAAAGUAACUGCCAUAGACGUCUAUAGAAAACCAUACGACGAGAUUGGUUUACCAAUCAUUAAAAAAGCUGGUGUUGAGCACAAAAUCGACUUCAUUGAGUCCCCAGCAAUACAUGUUCUUGACACACUGUUACAAGAUCCAGAGAAGGUUGGGAGCUUUGACUUUGGUUUUGUAGAUGCUGACAAAGAGAGUUACUGGAAUUACCAUGAGAGGCUGAUAAAAUUGGUGAAGGUUGGCGGUGUAAUUGUCUAUGACAAUACCUUAUGGGGAGGCUCUGUUGCUUUGCCUGUAGAAGCUGUCCAUGAGACCAAAAGGUCUGCUAGGCAGGCCACGAUCGACUUCAACAAAGCCAUCACAGCUGAUCCUCGCGUCCAAACCUCUCUUGUUUCCAUCAGUGAUGGCAUCACCAUUUGCAAACGCCUUAGCUGA
Messenger RNA from Humulus lupulus (European hop), 702 nucleotides. RefSeq names its product probable caffeoyl-CoA O-methyltransferase At4g26220. Lineage: Eukaryota; Viridiplantae; Streptophyta; Magnoliopsida; Rosales; Cannabaceae. The coding region runs from base 1 to 702 and encodes 233 amino acids. Gene Ontology annotation, molecular function: O-methyltransferase activity; S-adenosylmethionine-dependent methyltransferase activity. The transcript has 4 exons. The record is from RefSeq and is a predicted model, not a curated record.